Brienomyrus brachyistius is the source of this 3072-nucleotide messenger RNA. It is a transcript of the gene acad11, whose product is annotated as acyl-CoA dehydrogenase family, member 11. The record is from RefSeq and is a predicted model, not a curated record. Gene Ontology annotation, molecular function: oxidoreductase activity, acting on the CH-CH group of donors; flavin adenine dinucleotide binding. The transcript has 20 exons. Gene Ontology annotation, cellular component: mitochondrion. Lineage: Eukaryota; Metazoa; Chordata; Actinopteri; Osteoglossiformes; Mormyridae. The coding region runs from base 106 to 2430 and encodes 774 amino acids.
UGACUGUACUUUGCCCCGGACUUUCAACUCUCUGUCCUCUGGUUCCCGAUUUAAGCGACAAGCAUUACUAAAGUUUUCUGUUAUCGGAUACCUGUUAUACUAAAUAUGGACGAGGAAACAACCGCUGUCCGGGAGCAGCAUCAGUUUAACAUCGCGAAUUUACAGAAGUAUUUGUCGGAUAAAUUACGGGACAUUAACAGCGGGACAUUCCGCGUCAAGCAGUAUGGAAAAGGACAGUCCAACCCCACAUUUCUUCUGCAGACGUCUAAACGGAGAUACGUCCUCAGAAAGAAACCUCCGGGAGAGCUGCUUCCUGGAGCUCACAAGGUGGACAGGGAGUAUCGCGUGCAGAAGGCCUUGUUUGGAACGGGGUUUCCCGUGCCGGAGCCCCUGCUGUUCUGCGCAGACAAGUCGGUUAUCGGCACUGAGUUCUACGUCAUGGAGCACGUGCAGGGCCGCAUUUUCAGGGACAUCCGGCUUCCUGGGCUGAGUGUGGCGGAGAAGGUGGCUCUGUACGUGGCUGCGGCAGAGGUCUUGGCCAAGUUGCAUUCCCUGGACCUGGCUGCUCUGGGGCUUGGAGACUACGGAAGAGGUCCUGGCUACUGCAGGAGACAGGUGUCCACUUGGACAAAACAGUACAGAGCCUCCAGCCACAGGGACAUCCCUGCUAUGGAUCGGCUAUCUGAUUGGCUCAUGAAUAAUUUGCCGACCAAUGACAGCGAAGUCACACUUGUCCACGGGGACUUCCGGGUGGACAACCUCAUCUUUCAUCCCACCGAGGCCCGUGUGCUGGCGGUGCUGGACUGGGAGCUCUCCACCACCGGCCAGCCCCUGGCGGACCUGGCUUACUUCCUCAUGCCCUUUUACUGGCCCAGUCACUUCAGCAUCCUCGAUUCUAUGGGAGGCCUCGGGGGAGCGGAAGGUGGCCCCUCCCCCGAGGACCUCGCUGCUGUGUACAGCCGUUGCCGUGGGAUACCGCCAUCUCUCCCCCAGUGGAAUUUUUUUCUCGCCCUCGCCAUGUUCAAGAUGGCGGGCAUAGCUCAGGGCAUCUAUGCCCGCUUCCUGCUGGGAAACGCCAGCGCCACCGACGCCUACAAGUUUGGCCAGAGCGUGGAGCCGCUGGCAGAAGCAGGGCUGCGGAUCGCUGAGGGCACCGAGGGAUCCGCCUCCCCCACGUCCCUGGCCGGCCGCGAGCAGCUGUUCCAGAUGACCCCCAAGGGCCGGGCCGUGCUCCACAAGGUCCAGCAGUUCAUGAGGCAGCAUGUGUUCCCUGCUCAGCAGGAAGUGGCAGAGUUCUACGUGAAGAACGCUGGCACUCAGGCGAGGUGGCUCACACCUCCCAUCAUCGAGGAGCUGAAGGCUCGGGCUCGGGCCGCUGGGCUCUGGAACCUGUUCCUGCCCGCUGUCAGCGGCCUCAGUCAGCUGGACUACGCCCACAUUGCCGAGGAGACCGGCCGCUGCUUCUUCGCUCCGGACGUCUUCAACUGUCAAGCCCCUGACACGGGAAACAUGGAGGUGCUGCACAUGUUUGGCAGCGAGGAGCAGAAGAGACAGUGGCUGGAGCCCCUCCUCCGUGGGGAGAUCCGCUCCUGCUUCUGUAUGACAGAACCUGACGUGUCCUCCAGUGAUGCCACCAACAUCAGGUGCAGCAUGCGGCGGGCUGGAGACCAUUACAUCAUCAGCGGGAGGAAGUGGUGGAGCAGCGGUGCUGGCAACCCCAACUGUAAGAUCGCCAUUGUCCUGUGCCAGAGCGAGUCACAUGAUGCCAAGAACAGGCAUAAGCAGCACAGCAUGGUUCUGGUCCCACUGGACACACCAGGCGUGGAGCUGGUCCGGCCGCUGACGGUGUUCGGAGAGGAUGACGCCGUCCACGGCGGCCAUUUUGAGAUCCACUUCAACGACGUGCACGUGCCCGUCUCCAGUGUUGUUUUAGGCGAGGGGCGGGGCUUCGAGAUCGCCCAGGCCCGUCUGGGCCCGGGCCGGCUGCACCACUGCAUGCGGGCCAUUGGACUGGCUGAGACAGCCCUGGAGCUCAUGUGUCAGAGGGCGGCACAGCGGAGCACGUUCGGGAGGAAGCUGUACCAGCACGAGGUAAUCGCACACUGGAUCGCGGAGUGCCGCAUCGCCAUUGAGCAGACGCGCCUGCUGACGCUCCACGCCGCCCACUGUUUGGACGUCAGCGGCAGCAAGGAAGCCCGAAAACAGAUCGCCAUGAUCAAGGUGGCCGCUGGAAGGAUGUCCUGCAAGGUGGUGGACUGUGCCAUUCAGGUGCACGGGGGGGGCGGACUAUCAGGGGACUUCCCCUUGGCCCAGAUGUACGCGUACGUGCGGACUCUGCGCAUCGCGGACGGGCCCGAUGAGGUCCACCUCUCCUCCAUCGCCCGCAUGGAGCUGAAGGACCAGCUGAGCAAACUCCCCGCCAAGCUGUGACCCUGCAUUGCUUUAAUACUCCCAAUGUGCAGUAAUAUACCUAGAAAUGACCAUGCCUCUGCUGCUAGUAGGAAAAAGGCAGUUUCUCCCUCUCUCAUUUGAACGUGUUGCCAGUAAAAGGCAAGCACAGGGCUACCCAGGGAAAAUGCACAUGUGUACGGUAUACUGGAAUGGGUCUUCUCUAUCGCCCUCUGCUGUUCGGAGUUCAGAAGUUCAAAUUUGUUCACCCAAACCGUAUCUUCAGCAUUUUUUAUUGGCAGAAAUUUUGCAUAGCUCAUUAGCAAACUACCUUUAAGAAACUGAUUCCAGGAACUAAAGAUUUACUAAGUGCAUUUUGGCAGCAGUGCAUACGUGGAUCACCAGGAAAUUGAAUUUCAGUUCAGUUGGUAGCAACCAUGUGCAUAAAUUUCCGCUGGCAGCCGUGGUGCUGCUACUGGCAGAACUAAUGAUUCCUAAUGAGCCUUUAAAAACAUUUGAUGAACAUGUAAUGGUACAUAAUGUAUGCGGACUAAAGUGGUCCUGUGAUUAAAAUCCCCGGAUGCCUGUGGAGGGCUGAGCCGUGUGCUGCUGGGGAAUCUCUACUGGUUUGCUGCUCCACGCUCUGCCUCAUACUGCCUCCAGUUUCUUCUGUUUCUUAGUAAA